Molecule: messenger RNA, 11254 nt
Organism: Plodia interpunctella (Indianmeal moth)
Lineage: Eukaryota; Metazoa; Arthropoda; Insecta; Lepidoptera; Pyralidae
Gene: Myo81F
Product: Myosin 81F
Exons: 40
Coding region: 329-7078 (2249 amino acids)
Cellular component (GO): myosin complex; cytoskeleton
Molecular function (GO): protein binding; ATP binding; cytoskeletal motor activity
Source: RefSeq, a predicted model, not a curated record
CAGUAUCGCAGUACAUCUUCAAUGGUGUACUUGUGUUGAUGUUCGAUUGUUCGCGUUAUUUUUUUAUAAUUAUUUAAUGGAUAAGUUUGUGCGUAUAAUUACGAUUUGUGAAACAAAAUUACUAUAUAGUAAAAUAUAUAUGAUAUUAUAAAACUAUAUUUGUCAGUUAGUGUUAAAUUUUAAUAUUUGUUGGAUUUUUCUUAACGAUUUGUGUACACACAUGUGAUCAAUACAAUCCUAUAGAAAAAGAGAUUUCUUCGUUUUUUGUGGAUUAACCGACAAUGCGGCCGUGAGAGUAAAACAAGACACGUCCAAGACAGCAGACAAGAUGGAAGAACGAGAGCCGGACGACAGUCCGGGCGUGCCGGACAUGACACUGAUGCCGGAGAUCACUGAGGAGGCCAUUAAUGACAAUCUCAAACGAAGAUACCAACACGACCUCGUAUACACAUACACUGGCUCUAUUCUAGUUGCGGUGAACCCAUACAAGGAACUGGGAUGUUACACAACGGAACACAUGCAAAAGUACAGGGGGAAGACCUUUGGCAGUCUACCUCCACACGUCUUCGCGCUCGCAGAGUCCGCUUACAGCUCUCUACGGAAUGGCGAGAAGAACCAAUCGGUGGUGAUAUCCGGGGAGAGCGGGGCCGGCAAGACAGAGACCACGAAGCUGAUACUGCAGUACCUGUGUGCGGCGGGCGGACAGGCCUCCUGGGCCGAGCAGCAGAUCCUGGAGGCUAAUACAGUUCUGGAAGCAUUUGGCAAUGCAAAAACAGUGCGAAACGACAACUCGUCCCGUUUCGGGAAAUUUGUGGAGGUGCGACUGGACCACAGGGGAGGAAUCAAAGGAGCCGUUCUCAGGGACUUCUUACUGGAACGGGCCAGAAUAACUGGGCCUUCCCCCAGGGAGACCAACUAUCACGUGUUUUAUCAGCUGGUUGAAGGAGCUAAGCACAAUGCGGAACUCCGCAACACGCUGCGACUCCGAGACGACGUGCAGUACAAAUACCUGCGGCCGGAAGACGAAGAGGCGCGUAAAGGCCGAGCUGGGGAGCAGGGCAAGCUGGAGGCGUUGCAACUCGCGCUAACUGUACUACAAGUGCCGCCGCAUAUGUGCGAGGGACUCUUUAAAGUUCUCGCUGCUGUACUUUGGUUGGGCAAUAUAGAAUUUCAGGAUGUAGACGGCGAACGCACAACGCUAGCCCCCUCGGACGCAGAAGCAGUGGACGCAGUGGCCAGUCUCCUCGGGCUGCAGCCGCCCACCGCGCAGCGGGUGUUGCUGGAGAGGCAGAUCAAUGUGCGGGGGAACGUUACUGAUAUACCGCUCAGGUUGCCCGAGGCGCGAGAGAACCGUCACGCGAUGGCGCGCGCGCUGUACUCGCGCACGUUCGCGUGGCUCGUGCGCCACGUCAACAGCUGCUCAGCGCCCGGCCACGGCGCGCCGCGGGCACUCGGCGUGCUGGACAUCUUCGGCUUCGAGAACUUCGCCUCCAACUCUCUCGAACAACUGUGCAUCAACUACGCGAACGAGAAGUUGCAUAUGUUCUUCAAUAAUUACGUCUUCGCGUUGGAGCAAGAGAUUUAUCGCCAAGAAGGAAUAGUGUACAACCAAAUCCAAUUCACUGAUAACGCCGCCUGUCUGGAACUGUUGGAGAAACCGCCGAGGAGUCUGCUGAAGCUCCUGAGUGAACAGUGCCAUAUGCCAAAGGGUUCGGACAGCGCGUACCUGACGAACAUCCAGAGCGAGUUCGGGUCGCACGCGAGCUUCGAGAAGGGCGCGCGGCGCAAGUGGGAGGAGGAGUUCGGCGUGCGGCACUACGCGGGCGGCGUGGCGUACUGCGUGCGCGGCUUCGUCGACAAGAACCGCGACACGCAGCAGGACGCCUUCAUCGACCAUCUCAGCCGCGCGCGCAACCCCUUCGUGCGCGACCUCGCCGACUACGCGCACGACCUGCCGCCGCCGGCACACGACUUGUCGCUGUCAAGUCCCAACUCCACGAAUACCACGCAGCGCGGGACAUCGAAAGGCAGACCGACCGUCGUGGACACCUUCAGGGCUCAGCUGCAAUCUCUCGUGGACAUGCUACAAGUCACUGACGUUUGGUACGUCCGCUGCAUAAAGCCGAACGAGAACAAAGAAGCGGGUAAAUACGACGAGCAGCUCGUGCGCGAGCAGCUGAAGUACCUGGGCAUGAACGAGAUCGUGCGCAUCCGCCGCGACGGCUACCCCGUGCACGCGCCCGCCGACCACUUCCGCGCGCGCUACGGCUGUCUGCUGCCGCAUCCGCGCGUGCGCAACCCCGACAUACAAGCAAUAAUAGCGUUAGUGAACGCACCGAAAGACGACUGGCAGAUCGGACACACGAAGAUCUUCAUGAGGACGUCGGUGCAUUCGCCGCUGGAAGCCAAGAGGACUGCUUUGCUGCAGAACUCUGCACUUUGCAUACAGAAGUGGUACAAAGGCACAGUGAAACGGCGGCAAUACUUGCAAUGGCGAAACGCCGCCAUCGUGCUGCAAGCGGCGUGGCGCGGCUGGAAGGAGAGGGCCGCCUUCCUCCGGCUGCGGAGGGCCGCCCUCACGCUGCAGAGGCAUCUGCGCGGAGCCUUCGCCCGGGAGGUGGCGGCUGCGCUCAGGGAGAUGAAGAAGGUCAACCAGGAGAUCAAGCUCCGCGAGGAGCAGAAACAGAGGAGCAGCUUAGCAGAGAAGGCGAACCAAGAACGGGCGGAGCUCGAGACAAUGGCGGACCAGCUCCGCGGGCUCACCGUUCCCGGGGCUUCGGACUCCGUCAACCUGGACAAUCUGUUCGACUUCCUGGCGGACGUGCCCGCGCAGAGGGGCGCCCCCGACGGGGAGCCCGACAAGCAUCAGCCCACUAUAGCAGAGAUCGGCGACUGCAUGGAGAGACUAGCUGAUGAUCUGCACCAAGAGUUGGAACAUGUCCUAGCAGCAGAGAUGAACGAACUGAGCAAAUCGAAAACCGAAUCCCAACGCAUACCUGAUGGCGCUCCGUCCGAAUCCAUCCCCCCUCCACCGCCAUCAUCUCUCCCCCUCCAAAACAUAACACAGCCAUCGUUACCUUUACCUCCAGUCAUAACAUCCAUGAAUGUAAUGACGUCUUCAAUGAAUGGAAUGACAUCUAUGAAUGGGAUAUCGAGUUCGGUAAUAUCGAAUGGCAUAUCGCCGAUGUCGAGCGGAGACUCGAUGACGUCAUCGCUGAUAUUACCCCCUCCCCCUCCGCCGGCGCCGCUGGAGCAGGAGGUGGAGCAGUCGCCGGUGUUCCCCCCGCCGCCCUGCCCGCUGCCGGAACCGGCGCACCCGCCGCCACCGCCGCCUGGUGGGAAAGAUUCCACCCCGCCCGAGCUUACCAACGGCGUGAUACCCAACGGCAAACUGUCAGUCAUCAACGGCAAGGAGCCCAUAUACGAGGCGGUCAUACCCAGGGUCGAGUUUGUGCCCGAACCUCCCCCUCUAGCUCCGCCACAACUGCCUGAGAAUAAUAAAUCCACCGCCACGAAAGAUCUAUCACCCGAGCCAGUAGAAGCUCCACUUCCGCCGCUGCCCGCAGCACACGAACACAAGGAUGACGUGCAGAAGAAGGUCACCCCCACCCCGCCCCCCAUACCGAUGGACACGUGCAUGAGUCCCCCGCCCAUGACGAACGGAGAUUCUAACAAUACGGAUCGCUCGGCCCGUCGCAAAGAGCGCGUGGAGCGUCGCUUACACCAAUUGGAAGCAACUUCGCCACCAAACAACGCAGCGCCACUAACCACUCCGCCGGCCGACGCCACCAACGAUCUGGCUGAGUUCGCCAAGUUGUACUUCAAUGAUCAUCCGAGGUCUCCUGAAGGCACAAUAAUGGCAACGUUGACGCGCAAGAGCAAGUCCAUGGAAGUCUUAACCAAAGAAGAAAUGAUAACGUACCACAAGGGGAACAACAUACCUACGUCACACAUACAACUGCACGACCCGGACAGCGUCACUGCUGCCGUCAAUAUAUUCCGAGAUUUGUGUCGAUAUAUGAGGGGUGAACUGACCGUGGAUAAAGAAACCCAAGUGAUCCAGUCCUUAAUAGGAAAAGGAUUGGAAAGAGAGGAGUUGAGAGACGAGAUUCUGGUGCAAUGUGUCAGACAGAUCACCGAGUGCCCUGUAGAGGAGUGGGCCGAGCGCGUCUGGCUGAUCCUCUGCCUGUGCGCCGUGGCGUGGCAGCCCAGCCGCGGGCUGGCGCGCUACUACUGCGCCUGGCUCCGCGCCCAGGCCCGCGGACCAGCUGCUGCUGCCUCGAGGUCUGCGCACUGCGCCCAGUGGUGCUUGGACAACUGCAGGGGCGCCGCGCCGAGGACUUUGCCGCCUAGCACUGUGGAGAUCGCUGCCAUGCGUCGCCUCGGCACCAUAGUCUGCCGCUUCUUCUUCCUAGAUGGUCGCACGAAAGCGAUAGACGUCCACCCCGCUGACACCGCCGCCGCGGCCGCAGCUAGACUCGCUGACAAGCUCGGCCUAGCUCCUCAGUCCAGGGCCGGAUGGGCGGUGUACCAGCAGAGAGGAGGCAAAGAGGAGCAUGUGCGGGCUACGCAGUACUUGUAUGACGUCAUCGCUGCCUGGGAGAUGCAACAAGGCCCAGGCGGUGGUUCCGCAGACAACCGCUUCGUAUUCAAGCGGAGGUUGUUCCGAGGCGGGCGAGAGUUGCCGCACGACCCGGUAGAGGUCGCCUUAUUGUACGCCCAAGCUGUUCACAGCGUUGUAAAGAUGGACGAGUUCCCGGUGUCGGAGAAGGUGGCGCUGCAGCUGGCGGGGCUGCAGGCGCAGGUGUCGCUGGGGGAGCCCCCGCCGAGUCCCCCGCCCCCGCACACCCGCGCGUACUACGCCCACCCUGACCAGUUCCUGCCCGCGCGCAUAGCCCGCGCCAGGACGCAGCAACAGUGGGCCACGAUUCUCGCGCAUGCGCACAGACAGUACGGCGCUGGACGGGCGGAGUUGACGGCGAAGGCGCUGUAUCUGUCGUGUGUGAUGCAAUACCCGCUCUAUGGUGUCACUCUCUUCCCGGUCACAUACAAGGGAUAUUGGGCUCACGGCCCCAACGUGUUGCUGGGCGUGGGUUCUGAAGGCGUGGUUCUGGUCCGGCCAGCCGACAAGGUGGUCCUAGCCGAGUACCCUUACAGCAACAUUGCAGCACUUCUUAUGGACCCAGUGGACAAUGGCCUCACCAUCAGUCUCACCCAUCAUGGGCAACACGAUGGAUUACGAUGCAUAGUUCUGGAGUCUCCACAAAAGAACGAGGCAGCGUGGCUGAUGGCAGCAUACAGUCCAGCUCUGGGCAACGGCCUGGCCGAGGAGCCGCCAAGACGAGCCGCGCCGGCGUCUGAGCGAUCACGCUUGGCCGCCGCCCUGAGGGCCGCCAGGAGAGCCUUGGUCGAUUCUGGUCUGCUGAGGCGACCGGCAGAUUUGAACACCACUGGAAACUUCCUCAGGAACACUCUUCGAAGACUAAGCAAACAUCGUCUGGAGAGAGUAAGACUGGAUAUAGCAGCAGAAACCCAGGCGGAAGCGUACAAGGGAUUUCCCAGCGCCUACUGGAGCUGGUCGAGGUCAUUGCCCCACAGCCUCACCAAGCUCAACGAGGCUGAAGAAGUGGCUGCUAUGCAGAUAUUCAAGGACAUAAUGAGCCACGCCGGGCUGAACGUGAACGAGGGCAGCACAACGAACCUGGCCAACAACAACAGCAUCAGCAGCCACAGCAGCCAGGAGAGCGACAGCGACGACAGAGUGGCGCUAGCGCAGGCCUUGUUGCAGCGGUGUCUGCAGAGGGACACGCUUUUGUGCGAGUUAUAUGUGCAACUUAUCAAACAGACCACCGAUCACCCGGACCCGUCGUCGCUCGUGUCCGCCCGCCACUGGGCGCUGCUGUGCGCGGCCGUGGGCGCGGCGCUGCCGCCGGCCAAGCCGGUGCGGCGGCUGCUGCUGGCCCAUCUCAGGUACCGCGGCACUGCGCUGCACGCGGGGGAGGAGGGCAAGUUCGCCAGGAGGGCUGAACAGAUUGCGCUAAGCAUCGCUCAAGUGCCGCGCCGCCUGGCCGCGCCGUCCAAAGAGGAGCUGCUAUGCGCAGGCGCACGACGGCCGCUGCACGUGCGCGUGCUGCUGCUGGACGGCAAGCAGCACGGGCUCGUGUUCGGGCCCGCCGCCACCGCAGACCAUCUCGUCACCAUGCUCAGGGAGAAGAUUGGCCUUAGUGAUGCUGCCACGGGCUACGCCCUGUACGAGGUGUGCGCGAACUCGACGCCGGCGGGAGCGGGCGAGCGAGCGUUGAGCGGAGCGGAGCGCGUGGGCGAUGUGCUGGCGAGGUGGGAGAAGGCGGGCGCCACAGCCGCCGCUUGCAGGCUAGUGUUCAAGAAGCGUCUGUUCCUGGGCGAGCGACCGUUGCACACGCAGUGCGCGGCCGAGAUGGAGCUGCUGUACUACCAGGUGCUGCACGCUGUGAGGCACGACCGGCUGCCCAUUGAGACCGACGAAGCGGUGAUGUUAGCAGCCCUCCACGCUCAAGUAGUGAACGGCGAAUGCGUCGGCGGCGGCGAGGAGUGUCUGGCGGCCGCCGGCGCCGUGCUGCCGCCGAGACUGGCGCAGCCGGCGCUGCCGGCGCCGGCCGUGCGCCGCCACCACUUGGCUCUGAGAGGCACUGACCCCCACUCGGCGAUGCAGAGGGCCUUGACCCUUGCGAGCUCGUGGCCGCUCACUAGAGCCACCAUCUUCGAUGUCAUGCAAUCGUUCACGUCGAACUGGCCCCGCGCGCUGUGGCUGGCAGUGGACGCGCGCGGACUGACAUUGCUGCGACGCGGGUCGCGCGCGGCGCUGGUGUCGCACGACCACUCGCAGCUGCUGGCCGUGUCCCCCGCCCCCCGCGCGCUGCUGCUCGUCACCCGCGCGGACCGCAAGCACGCCAAGCUGGUGCUCUCCACUGACCAGGCGUACCAGAUCGCGACACUGAUCAAGGACUACAUCGAGGCGGUCCGCGGGCCGGUGUCGCCGGCCGUGGCGCCGCCAGCGGACCCGUGCGGCGCCGCCGUGGCGCGGCCUGCAGACACGUGACACCCGCACGCCUAGUGCCAGUGCUUCCACGUCCGACAGUAAGCGGGACACGGGGGAAUAGAGCGCACACACAGUAUUUUCUCGCCCCCUGCCAUUCAUUAAAAGUAAGCUAAAAUAUGAUUUGUCGUCGUCAAAUAUUGUUAGUUGCUUCCUGUGAAGGUAACAUCGCGAGGAAUCCUGCGCACAGGUAACUGGUUGAGUAUUUCGUUUACUAGUGUGUAAGCGACUACUUGCCUUAAAAUAAUUCUGACACGAGUGUUAGCAACGUAAAGUGCGAUAGUGACAAUAUAUUAGCUAAACGUAUGCUUUUACUUUUUAUGAAUGGCUUUUAGGGCUUGAUUUUUUUCAAAAAGUCCCCUACUUUUUGGAAAGACAUUGAGAAAAUACUGGGCGUAAACUCUGAUGGGAAAUGACCGGUGUAAACGUUUGAAAACAAAAUUACAAAACGAGUUUACUUAAGUUGUUAACUAAAUUUGUAGUAAUUUUUCAAUCUGAUCAAGCACACGUGUUGAUACGGUCGUCAAUGUGCAAGUGGUCCCUGGUGUUGCGGUGACAUCUUCUCGUGAAUGUGUAAACAGUAAAUUAAAAGUUAGCUACUAAAUUGACUGUUUACACUUGCAGAUUACCCUAAAUAUCUAGUUAAUCACUUAAGAACUCAAUACGUGUAAACUACAUAUAUACGCCUGAGCGAACAAGUGACAAACACGCCUGGCGUGUAUAAUGUGUUACUUGCCUAGUGUGUAUCUAAAGCCGCGUAUCCACUAUGCAACAAAAUUAAGACGUCUCACCCAUUUCCAUUGACUCAAUAGCACUUCGUUAAUCUUUAUGGAUACGCGGCUUAUAAAUUUGAAAUGUGGCGUGUGUAAUAUGUAAACUAUACACGCCAGGACGAUUAGCCUGAGCCUCAUAUACACAUCUAAUUUAAUACUAAAAACCCGUGCUCGGUGAUAUUUGUAAUUUUUAUAUACUGUGUGCCAGUCAGGUCCGAAACUGGAAAUGAAUGAACAAAAUUAUUCAUAAUAUGGGGACGAUCAUAGGAUCUAUCAUCACAUACUUCUCGACAACCGACAAAGGAUAGGAAACUUUUCCUUGGUGGAAGUACAAAUGGAACUGCGUCGUUGAAUUCCCAAUGUGCUAGGUAAAUGAUUACGGAUGUGUAUACGCCGCUCUAGUGAAAGUUUUCAAACGUUUAUAAUGAAUCUAUUCCGGUAAAUCAGUGCUACGACGGGUGUAGCCUGAGUGAUUCUAGUGACUAGUUAAAUUUAUGCACAGAUUAUAAAUAUUUUUAUUUUCUUCUUUAUGAUUUUUAUGUAAUGUUAAUCAUAAAAUUAUAGAUAUAAUAAAGAUCUAUUUACUACUGAAAAUAAAGUUUAAUAAGUGUGCAAAAAUGUAAAUUUAAAUGAUGACUAGAAUUCCAAAGGUUACAUGCAUGGUGUAAUAACUCCAUAAGGAUAGUUUCUAGUAUAAUCUAGAGUAAAGCAAAGGAGUUACCGACAAACCCGCCGUCGCACCGAGUCGUGUCGGAAAUCUAUUGAUAGAAGUAAAUGUCGAAUUGUGAAAUACAAGUACUUCCACAAGUACUAAUGGAUAAACCUACCAGAUUGUUAUAAAGCUGUAUCUGGUUGAAUGAUGCAACAAGGACCUUGUUAAUUUUAAUGGAUCAUAUUACUACAACUACACUUCAGCGUUUCUUCCAGUUGUGGACAUAAAAUGUGUGACAUUAAAUUUGACAGUACAUCUUCUAGUUGCAUUGAUUUUUUUUAAAUUGCUGUGUAAAAUUGUUAUAAGUUCAAAAAUAUUAAAUAAAUCCGCAUUUACUUCAUACACGGGUCUGGUUCAUGUGGUGUUUGGUUUUGAGUGACGAGAACGGACGAUUUUCAGUUGCCAGAAGACGGGGAAGCAAAAAUCCAAUAUAUAAUAAUAAUUUACCAUAAGCUCAACUUUAUACCAUUAUACCAUUGUGAACAGAAUAUAUUCCGCUCUUCCUUAAUGUUACGUCAGUAUUGUCGUUGUUAAAUGCAUGUUAUACAUAAUCAUGUUGCAAGUUAGAUAAUGAGCGUUAAAUAUUAAGAUGUUUCUCAAGUUAAUAGUUUUAAAUCUAUUUUAAUCCCCUAUUAGGUUAACUAUAAGACUUGGCUGUAUAUAUAUUUUAAUGGUCAGUAAAAAUAUGAAUUGAGAAACAAAUGAUCUGAUUCAUCAAUUGACAAUCUUUGCCAUUAUAAAUCUUGUAGUAAUAACGUUAGAUGCUAGUUUGAUUCAAUUAUAAUAAUCCUAGUUAAUUAUAGACAAGGUUUAUGGCAAAUAUUUCAAACAAAUUGAAAAUCUAUCGGAAGUGUUAUGUUGGUUAAACUGUAACCAUUAAAAUAUUAAUACAAACCAGGAAAUCAUUUACACUAAACCAAUCCCACUGUAAUCCCUACUCUAUAAAAUACGCAUCAUAUCUUAUUAAAAUUGCUUUUAGUAAGUUAUGCUGCGUGUGAUCUAAGUCUAAGUCAUAAUCACUUUCCUAUCGUUUCAAGAAGCAUAGCAUUUGCUCAACAUAUUCUUCCUAUUCGUAUAGAUAUUUUAAUUUGCGUCAACUAGCUAGACUCUUGUUUUGUGCCUUGAACUGCUGGAUUAGGGAGUCCCUACUUUUAUUGACGAGGAAUCUGCUUUAACAGGUGUGGAAUAACUCCGAGCCAUCCGAAUGGUAUUAAAGACCUAAUAGUAUUAGAGACGGGGUGUCUCUAAUACUAUUAGGAUGGCUCGGCGCGGUCAACGCCGAUGCGGAAGAUAUUAGAAACACCCUUAUGCCAUAGACAUAAAGAUUAUUUCUCACUGGCAAAAACAGGUUCUGCGUCGAUAAGUGUGGAAACACCCUAGAAGUGCAGAGGACGGUUUCCAUCGCAUCGACUCGGAAGCCCCUCUGCAGACUAUCUGGCAAUGAUAUUCAGUGAGCAAUUCGUGCAAAUUUAUUAUGACUGCAAAAUAAUUACAGAUUGUUUCAAAUGUAUUUGAUAUAUCUUCUAUCAUGCAUACUACAUUAUAUUGCACAAUGUUAUGUCUCAAUAUUUUAUGAAAAUAUAUUUGAUAUUGUAAAAUUAGAGAUGAUAUGGUAAGCAUUUUACCUUUAGUAAUGCUAGGUGUAGUUAUGACGAUAUCUCGACUCACGGGUUUUAGACAUAUGUUUCUCAUACUACCAACGAUGUAAAAUUGUAUUACAUGAACAAUAUAAUACUUUAACAUUUAAUUUAAAGUCUCUCAGUGUACUUCCUUGUAUAUGGGUCUUGUGAAUUUCGCAUAUAUAAGAGCCAAUGUUUAUUGUACAUACAUGGCUAUACUGAUAAAAUCUCAAAUCGUGUGAUAAAUGUAACGAUUAUGUAGUCUUGGACGCGUAGUGUCGCUCAUCAUAUCUUCUAUAUACAGAAAUAGUGAAAUAUAUAAAGGCUUGAGCCUCGUACGAACAUCAUGUUCUUUAGAUAAUUUUUCAGAGUGUAUACAUUUAAUUUUAUAAGUCUGUUUGGUGCUUAGAUUCCAUUGUUUGCUUAGCUUGUAUUUCUGAUCUCAUAUUGAGUAUUAUUUAUUUAGAUGCCAUAUUUUGAUAUAAUUAUUUGAGCAAUAUACGCAUAGGUUUUAUUUAUUCUGAUUAUACUAAGACAAUUUUUGUAUAUAAUUCAUAAACCAAAGAAAUUGUCAGUUUGGGUAUUGUUACCCUUUUAAGUUUGAUUUUUUUACUUGUAUGUACAUAAUGACUAGAAUAAAAGAUUAUAACUAGCAUACUCGGAGUGAAUUUCUCGUAUAAUUAGAGCUGAAAUUAUAUGUUAAAUUAUUGCAAUGUUUGGCAUUCAGCGAUACAUUUACUCUCUGACUUUGUGCUCUUCACAAUACUACACAAAUCUUAUGACAAUUCAGAUGAAUUCAUUGACACGUCUAUGUAUAAGAGAUUGCACUAUAAGCAUUAGACAAUAUAUUAUCUUCUUGUGGAAUAAUUUCCUGUAGUUUUAAGGCGUAAUGACAUAAGAUUAACAAUCGCAAACCGAAAGGUUUCGACAAGCACCCCAAUAUGCCCUAAUAGACUGAAAGUGUCCAAAUAUUUUAUUCUUUUUGAUGGAUUGUUUUUGUUACAUUGUGUAUGGAAUUUUACCCUAUUAUUUGAAUGCCAAAUAAAUAACCAGUAAUAAAAAUAUUGUUUUAAUA